CCGCCGUACGAGCUGUUCGACUCAACAUGCGCUUGUUCCUCCUUCCCAUCUCAACGCGGCGUACGCUCCUCUAUUGCGAUCGCGUCGCAACCCAAGUCAACGCUAGCGGAAAUCUGUCCUACCACGAUCGCAUUGUCAACAAAGCAAACGAGACGUGGGCAUCCUGGGAAAAUUCUCCCAACAAGUACAAGAAGAAACUCACCGACUAUGGCAACAUUGUCUUCAACCGCAUCUCCUACGAGGAGUGGGGGCUCAAGACACUGCCAUCAUCCACUGCAGACCUUACUCCUACCGAAAUCGUCUUUCCGGGUCGCUUCCUGGACCAGAAANAAGUGCCAGAUAUCCUGAAAAGACUUGCUACUGAGAGACAAGGCCUGCACAAGCAGAGGUUCUGGGGCAGUCUGAUUGGAUUGCCUUUCACCAUCCCAGUCGGCUUACUCCCCAUCAUCCCGAACAUUCCUGGCUUCUAUCUUGCUUUCCGAGCUUGGUCACAUUUCANNAAGGUAAUCGCUACAUCAAACGAUUCCCGUCAUGUUGCAUGGAUUCGACAGGGACCAUUGUACGGCUCGAAGUAUCUGGAAGCUCUGAUCAAUAGCAAAGAGCCCUUGAUCAAGAUGUCUCCGUCAAAAACUUUGGACAAUCUUUAUGCCGCAGGCCUGAUACAUCCUUCCCGAGAACACUCAAGGCAGGCUGCGCUACCUUCAGAAACCGAGUCCCAGGAAGUUGCCGAUCUUGUCUCUCGACAGACAAACAGUGAUGCCUCAGAUGUCAUGCUGCUCAAACGAUGGAAUGGCAAGCUACUCGCCGAACAGUUCAAUCUCCCGGGCAUGGAGCUCGAGAUCGAGAGAGCUGUCGAGCAGGUCCAGAAGGAUAUUGAAGCCGGCUCCGCAGCAUCCAACGUGAAGGGAGAAAACAUCACGACCACAGCGGAAAAGUCGCUCUCGGAUGAGAAAAAG
Messenger RNA from Aureobasidium musti, 956 nucleotides. Lineage: Eukaryota; Fungi; Ascomycota; Dothideomycetes; Dothideales; Saccotheciaceae. The record is from the annotation of a GenBank genome assembly.